Babesia ovata is the source of this 1944-nucleotide messenger RNA. RefSeq lists its product as uncharacterized. NCBI's taxonomy places the organism in Eukaryota, Apicomplexa, Aconoidasida, Piroplasmida, Babesiidae. The transcript has a single exon. The coding region runs from base 1 to 1944 and encodes 647 amino acids. The record is from RefSeq and is a predicted model, not a curated record.
AUGGCCCGCAGUCAGACCGAUAAACAACGCAUGAAACUGCCGUUCUUGCUCAACAGUGCGGCAAGGGCGUCUUCCGUUGGCGAACUUGAGAAUGUUUUUGGGAAGCUGCUGAAGGCGAUUCCACACCUUGAAGGGGUGCAGGUGUCUAACAUCCUCAACGCGCUUUCGAAGAAGGAUGUUCCGCACCGUAAGGAAUCGUGGCUCGAAGUUUCAGCGCGGCUUUUGGCCGAAGAUUCCAGACAGUGCGCACGGGGAGAUAGUCAGAUAGGGGUAAUUGCUGGAAACCAGCUCGGCAAUCAGAAACCCUUACGCCAAAAUGCAUCUUCCACGAUUCAAACACUCCAUAACGCCACAAAUGGAAGCUCAUCAAGCUUAGGCAACAAUGAAUGCAGUUUUUCAGGGCGCAUUACGGGUGCGUCCAGCCUACUGGCAAGCUACGACAUCAGGGACGUCACCAUCAUACUGAACGCAUUCUCAAAAGUAGGAGUCAUGCCGCCCGAGUUAAUGCAAACCGUAAUCAAUAUUGUGAUGUCGCACGUAAACCGCUUGGGCGGUCAGGAGCUGUCGAAGAUGAUUCACACGAUGGGAAAACACGGAAUGAUCGACGACCUAAAUGCAGUACUGAAUAGGCACGGCCGCGGCCUCGAGGAUUGCCUCGCUAACGAGAGGGAUUAUUCAAUGGCACUGAGAGUUGUAAUGUUAAAUCAAGAUAAGCUUAAGGGAUCGGACGCGUUCAAUGUGCUUGUUGGUGUGAUUGACAGCAAAUUCAAAGAGAUGAGCGAUACUUCUCUGGCGAUCCUUGUGAACUCCAUAGGCAGGUACGGCAAAGAUGAGAGGGGAAUAAUGCCGCUACUGGCACCGAUUAUCAUAAAACGUUUGCGUUCGGGGGCGUUUGACUACAUGUCCAUUGCGCAGAUCGCCAACGGUGUCGCGCGGGUUUCAUUCCUGAACGUGCAGUUGAUGGACGCUAUCGUACAAAGGGUCACCGAAAAUAUCCACUUCUUCACUGCUAGAUGCAAAGUCUCUAUUCUCAAUGCAUUCCAUAAAUUGCGCUUCUUCAACUUUAAGUUGUUUGAUGCUUUGAUGUUGGACCUCACCUUCGCUAAUGCAGAUAUGACUCCACAAUGCAUCGCAAACACGAUCUCGGCAACUGCCUAUUUUUACAAGAGAAUGCGAACAGAGGGCUUGUUUGACCUUUAUAAGGCCCUAUGCCGCCGGAUAUCCUAUUACGAAUCAUUGCAAAGCUUCAACAUGCAGAAUCAGGUGAACAUCCUGAAUGGGCUUUCCAAGGUGGGUUUCGAAGAUCGCAAGCUGUAUAGCCGCUUCGGUGAUAACAUAUUAAACACGAACGCGCAUGUGAGUCCAAUGGACGUUGCCGUACUUCUCAAUGCUUUCGCGAGAGCAAAGAUGGUGCACGGAUUAGCCGUGCACCUCUGCAAAAACAUUGCCAACUACAUCUAUAGUAUGAAGCCCCAGGAAGUAACGUGCUCUCUCAACUCUAUAAAUGCACUUCGGAAGUGUAGCGAUUCAUGCAAACACGAGAUAGACGACACGGUGUGGACGUCUGCCAUCAGAGCAAUCGUGGAUUAUAUGAUGAAAGAAAUUGAUUUCGUCUCCAGCUGCAGGCCAUUGGAUGUCAGGCUCACGAUUGUAAGCCUCGCUGAGUCAGGCAUAGUGAAUCGAGAUUUAUACUCGAUGCUGCUUAAUUGCCUGGGAACAAAAAUUAAGUUUGCGUCGAUGUGGGACUUAGUUUGUCUGUUUUCUGCCCUUCAUAAAGUCGGAUAUGCGGUGGACACCAAACUUCUAGAUGCCGUGGAGGAAUCUCUGGAGUGCAUUGCUGAAGGCAAGGCCAGGAUCCAUAGCGACGUAAAAGCACUGCACAACAUUUUGACGAAAAAGUAUCCGAAUCACACGCUAAUCAGCAGAUUGGCACAUUUUAGUUAA